Messenger RNA from Eleginops maclovinus (Patagonian blennie), 933 nucleotides. Its product is annotated as olfactory receptor 10J4-like. Gene Ontology annotation, cellular component: membrane. NCBI's taxonomy places the organism in Eukaryota, Metazoa, Chordata, Actinopteri, Perciformes, Eleginopidae. Bases 1 to 933 code for a protein of 310 amino acids. The record is from RefSeq and is a predicted model, not a curated record. Gene Ontology annotation, biological process: G protein-coupled receptor signaling pathway; detection of chemical stimulus involved in sensory perception of smell. The transcript has a single exon. Gene Ontology annotation, molecular function: odorant binding; G protein-coupled receptor activity; olfactory receptor activity.
AUGACCAUGGUGAACUCUACUCUUGUUUCAUAUUUUACACUCAGUGCCUACUUUGAAACAGGGACUUUCAAACCUUUGUAUUUCCUGAUGAUUCUGGCUUUGUAUGUCUGUAUUAUAGGAGCCAAUGUGUUGCUGAUUGUGGUGAUCUGUGUGAACAGGAGCUUACAUGAACCUAUGUACCUGUUUCUGUGCAGCCUGUUUGUAAAUGAACUGUAUGGUAGUACAGGGUUGUUUCCAUUCCUUCUGUCUCAGAUCCUCUCUGACAUUCACACUGUUUCUGCUCCGCUCUGCUUCCUGCAGGUCUUCUCUGUGUACACUUAUGGAAAUAUAGAGUUUUAUAAUUUAGCCGUCAUGUCUUAUGACCGAUAUCUGGCUAUCUGUUAUCCUCUGCAAUACAACACACGUAUGACUUCUAACAAGGCUGCCGUGUUUAUUGCUCUAACGUGGAUUUUCCCCGUUCUCAAUGUAGUUAUCAUGAUAUCUCUGAGUGCCUCUCUGCAGCUGUGUGGGAACAUCAUCAGCAAAGUGUACUGUGAUAACUACUCCAUUGUUAAGCUGGCCUGCUCUGACACUACAGUCAAUAAUGUGUAUGGACUUGUUUAUACGUUUUCUAUUAUAGUUGCUCUUAUAGUUGUAAUGUUUUUCUCCUACAUCAGGAUCCUCAGAGUGUGUUUCUCUGGCUCCAAACAGACGAGACAGAAAGCUUUCAGUACCUGCACACCUCACCUGGCUGCUCUGCUUAACUUCUCCUUCGGGGCUUUUUUUGAAAUAACACAGAGCAGGUUUGAUAUGAGCAGUGUUCCCAACUUGUUGCGUAUUUUUUUAUCUCUGUACUUCAUCACUUUCCCACCGCUCUUCAACCCUUUAAUAUAUGGACUGAAUUUAACAAAAAUCCGCAUCAUCUGUAAAAGUCUUCUCUUUGGGAAAGUGUAA